CUCUCUUCGUUACUCUCCUCUCCCUUUCUCUAUUCACCAUUUCUACAGCCUACAACCACAUAUGUGACCCUACACGUUAUGCCGAACUGGGCCACAACAUGGCCGACUUUUCCUUCUGCGAUAAAUCCCUACCGUACGAUGUUCGUGUCAAGGACUUAGUCGAUAGAAUGACGGUCGCUGAGAAAGUGCAGAAUCUCGGCCACAGAAACAAUGGGGCCCACCGUCUCGGUCUACCAAAAUACAAUUGGUGGUCAGAGGCGUUGCAUGGCGUCUCCAACGUCGGAUCCGGGACCCAUUUCAAUCAGACCGUCCCUGCUGCCACGAGCUUCCCAACCGUCAUUCUCACAACGGCAUCCUUUAAUGAGACGCUGUGGAAAACCAUAGGCCAGGUUGUGUCUACUGAGGCUAGGGCCAUGUACAAUGUAGGGUUGGCUGGUUUGACAUUUUGGAGCCCUAACGUUAAUGUGGUGAGGGACCCACGUUGGGGACGGACGACAGAGACGCCUGGCGAAGAUCCGUUUGUAGUGGGCCGCUAUGCUGCUAACUACGUGAGAGGCCUGCAGGACGUCGAGCGCUGUGAUGAUGUGGAUGACUUGAAUUCUAGACCACUCAAGGUCUCUGCAUGCUGCAAGCACUAUGCUGCCUACGACGUGGAUGCUUGGCUCACCGUCGAUCGCUACCAUUUCGAUGCAAGGGUGACUGAACAAGAUAUGGUGGAGACAUUUCUUCGUCCUUUUGAGAUGUGUAUCAAAGAAGGGGAUGUUAGCAGCGUCAUGUGCUCAUAUAACCGCGUGGAUGGCAUUCCAGCAUGCGCGGAUCCAAAGCUGUUGAAACAGACGAUUAGAGAUGAGUGGGAUCUUCAUGGGUACAUUGUUUCGGACUGUGAUUCGAUUCAGGUCAUGCACGACAAUCAUAGAUGGUUGAACGAAACGCAAGAGGAAGCAGCUGCCCAAGUUCUCCGAGCUGGGUUGGAUUUGGACUGCGGUGAUUACUACCCAAAAUACACUCUACCAGCUAUCAGAGAAGGGAAGGCCAGAGAGGGUGACGUGGACAAGGCGUUGAAGAACCUUUACAUGGUUCUGAUGAGAUUGGGGUAUUUCGAUGGAAAUCCUGCAUACGAGUCGCUUGGGAAAGAUGACGUGUGCACAAAGGAGCAUAUCGAGCUGGCAGCUGACGCAGCUCGGCAAGGUAUCGUUCUCCUCAAGAACGAGAACAACACCUUGCCCUUGGACCCCACCAAGUACAAGAAGAUCCUCGUGACGGGCCCACACGCCAAUGCCACCACUGCCAUGAUCGGCAACUAUGCUGGCAUUCCAUGCCGGUACGUCACACCCGUUGAAGGAUUCUCCUCGUACGGGGAAGUGCAUCUCGCCAGGGGCUGUUAUGACGUUAAGUGCACGAAUUCGUGGCUGAUCCACUUCGCCGUAGAUGCAGUAAAGAAUGAAGAUGCCAGCAUCAUUUUGGUCGGUCUAGAUCUGUCCAUUGAGGCCGAGAGCAGGGAUCGGACGGAUCUCCUCCUUCCAGGUUACCAAACCGAGCUGAUCAACAAAGUUGCCGAUGCCGCUGCUGGUCCAGUCAUUCUCGUGAUCCUCUCUGCAGGAGGUGUGGACAUCUCCUUCGCUAAGAACAAUCCCAAGAUCAAGGCCAUCUUGUGGGCCGGAUAUCCGGGCGCUGAAGGUGGACAGGCGAUCGCAGACGUUGUUUAUGGAAAAUACAAUCCUGGUGGGAAACUACCACUUACAUGGUACAACGCGGACUACGUAGACCAACUACCCAUAACAUCCAUGAGACUCAGGCCAGUCGAUGAACUGGGCUACCCAGGCCGAACCUACAAAUUCUACAAUGGUUCGACGGUCUACCCAUUCGGUUACGGCCUCAGCUACACUCGCUUCAACUACAACCUAAAGUGCGACUCUCAAAAUUCCAUCACCCAGCUACUGGCCCCACACCAACAUUGCCAUGACAUGCUCUACACGCCUAGCACGGACGCACCACCAUGCCCGGCCGUCGUGAUCGACGAUCUAGAUUGCAGCCACAACGUCGAAAUCGUUUUUGAGGUGAACAAUAUCGGUGAUGUGGAUGGGACCCACGUCGUUUUGAUCUACACACAGCCACCCAAGCACUACGUGGGCUUGCCGUUGAAACAGCUGGUCUCAUUCGAGAGAGUGUUCGUAAAUGCCGGCGAGUCUCGGAAGAGGAAGAUUUCUUUGAACGUGUGUAAGAGCUUUGCGGUUGUGUCGCACACGGCCUACACCGUUCUGCCGUAUGGGGAACAUACGGUCGUGAUUGGAGAUGGUGAUGAGGCCCUUUAUGUUCCUGUCCACGUGGAUUUUUCGUAUUAGGAGAUUGGUUUGGAGAGAAUGUAUUUUUAUGGGUUUUUUUUUUUUUUUAAAAAAAAUUAUAUAUAUGCUUUUUGUGGUGUUCAACAAUGGGUUGAACGGUUAGGAUUUGUUUUCACAUUUCUGUUUUUAAGGCAAUAAAAGAGAUGCAUUUAGGCUAACUUACAAAUGCACUUACAUGCACUUAAAUACACGUACAUGCAUUGGAUGCUUUGAACUCAAACACUUACAAAUGCUCUUAUAC
This is a messenger RNA of Magnolia sinica, 2583 nucleotides long. RefSeq names its product probable beta-D-xylosidase 2. The coding region runs from base 99 to 2342 and encodes 747 amino acids. The transcript has 7 exons. Gene Ontology annotation, cellular component: plant-type cell wall. Gene Ontology annotation, biological process: arabinan catabolic process; xylan catabolic process. The record is from RefSeq and is a predicted model, not a curated record. Lineage: Eukaryota; Viridiplantae; Streptophyta; Magnoliopsida; Magnoliales; Magnoliaceae. Gene Ontology annotation, molecular function: xylan 1,4-beta-xylosidase activity; alpha-L-arabinofuranosidase activity.